This is a messenger RNA of Hemisphaericaspora subhashii, 519 nucleotides long. RefSeq lists its product as uncharacterized. The coding region runs from base 1 to 519 and encodes 172 amino acids. NCBI's taxonomy places the organism in Eukaryota, Fungi, Ascomycota, Pichiomycetes, Serinales, Debaryomycetaceae. The transcript has a single exon. The record is from RefSeq and is a predicted model, not a curated record.
AUGCUUGCAAUUGCUUUCCUAGUAUGUUUAUCCUCGGCCGAUAUACUACCGAUUACAAUAGAAUACGAAAAGGUGGGUGACGGUACUAAGCUUAUUGCGGAAGUGGAUGGUAUGCUUGCCGGAGUCCCAAAAGAUCCUACAAUAUUCUUCUUUGAUUCUGAAGAAAGGUCAAUAUCAACACAUGAUGGAACUUGCUUUAUACCCACCAAGUUGGGAAUCCGUGGAAGCUCUGAUGCAGAUUGUAGUGGAUGGGAUAUUAAGGAUGAUAAAAUCUUAACUUGGAGUAAUAGUCUUACAUUUUAUGAAUGUGAACAGAAUUCGAAAUUGGCUAUGACUGCGAAGAAUAAUAUUCAAAUCCAAGAUAAAGGAUGUUCAGAAAUUAUGUUGGUUGUUGCCAAGUUUGGAGAAAGGAGUGUGACGGAACCACAGGAAAAUUAUCCUGAUCUUCCAACUAUAGUGAUAAUGUUGGUUCCUUUGCCGGUAAUUGUCCUACUCCUUCUUUGGAUAAAAUUGCGUUAA